This is a messenger RNA of Quercus lobata, 1165 nucleotides long. RefSeq names its product homeobox-leucine zipper protein HAT22-like. Bases 144 to 1007 code for a protein of 287 amino acids. Gene Ontology annotation, biological process: regulation of DNA-templated transcription. The transcript is spliced from 3 exons. Gene Ontology annotation, molecular function: sequence-specific DNA binding; DNA-binding transcription factor activity, RNA polymerase II-specific. The record is from RefSeq and is a predicted model, not a curated record. Lineage: Eukaryota; Viridiplantae; Streptophyta; Magnoliopsida; Fagales; Fagaceae.
UUAAUAAUCAGUCCCCACGCCCUUCUCACAAGAAUACCUUUUAACACAUAUUCCUCCAUUAAUUUUUUUGGAACAAGAAGACCUUACUGCCUUCAUAUAUACGUGCUCUUUCUACUUCAACAAUAAUAAGGCUUUCUUACAACAUGGGUCUCGAUGAUGUUUGUAACGCAGGCCUUGCUCUUGCACUAGGCUCCCAUGACAAGCAAGUAAAUCACGAUCACUUGCAGCCUGAUCAUCAUCAAGAAAAGAAGAAAAAGAAGAGGAAGAAGGAGAAGUUUUCUCUAAAGUAUGACCACCUUUUCCCUUCUCUUACGUUAGGCCCAUCAGAUGAGACUUCUUACACAUACCAAUUGGCUACAACAAAGAAAGAAGCUGGAAAAGCUGUACUAGGUGGUGAUUCUGUGGAUUAUUUGCCUAAUAAACAGGCAUCUUCUCUUAGUGCAGUAUCAUCUUUUUCUAAUUCAUCUAGCAUCAAGAGGGAGAGAGAAUUAUCUGGUGGUGAAGAAGAGGUUGAGGUAGAGAGAGUCUCUUCAAGGGUAAGCGAUGAAGAUGAGGAAGCUAGUCCAAGGAAGAAACUUAGACUCACCAAAGAACAAUCGGCUAUCUUAGAAGACAACUUUAAAGAACAUGCUACUCUCAAUCCUAAGCAAAAACAAGACUUGGCACACAAGUUGAAUCUACGGCCGCGGCAAGUAGAAGUGUGGUUCCAGAAUCGGAGAGCCAGGACUAAGCUGAAGCAAACUGAAGUAGAUUGUGAAUUAUUGAAGAAAUGCUGUGAAAGACUAACAGAUGAGAACAAGAAGCUACAGAAAGAGCUCCAGGAGCUUAAGUCACUGAAACUAUCUGCACCCUUUUAUAUGCAGCUUCCUGCAGCCACUCUCACUAUGUGUCCCUCUUGUGAAAGGAUUUGCAAUGGUGGUGAUGGCUCUUCUACAAGUCCUUUCUCGAUUGGACCAUCAAAGCCUCACUUCUUUAAUCCCUUCACACAUCCAUCUGCAGCUUGCUAGAGGCAAGUUAAGAAGGCCAGAACACCGAUGUUUUUGUUCGGGGCUUCUGUUCUGUGUCAUAUAUAUAUAGGAAGAAUUGGCUUAUUAAUUAAUUUGUAGAGACUAUAUAUAUAUAUAUAUAUAUUUCUGUGGUGUAAGAAUUAGUUAAUUCAGUCUCU